GUUUCGGUGACGUGCUUCCUGGCGCCCCGCCGGAAGGCGGAAACGCCGAGUCGUUGGUUCGGCCCGCCGGUAGCCCCCCGUCGCGGGCUCCGCGGUGGCCGUUAUGGCGUCGGAGCAGCCGCGGGAGCGCAAAGGCGAGGAUAGCAUCAAGUUGUCAGUGGAUGUCAAACCGUUUGUCCCCAAGUUUGCUGGACUUAAUGUAGAAUGGUCAGAGUCCUCAGGAGCGUGCGUCUUCCCCAGCUCUGCAACCACUUACUAUCCAUUUAUACAGGAAUCACCAGUGACUAAACAAAAAAUGUAUCCUGAAGAUAUGGCUUUUGGAGCCUCCACAUUUCCAGCCCAGUACAUACCAUCCGAGAUGAUGAUGCAUCCGUUUGCCUAUUCUGCAUAUGCCCUUGAGUCUGGACAGAGUGUUUGCUCAGCGCCCACCCUACAGUAUGAUUACAGCCAACCUCAGGGUCGCCGAGGCUUUCAGGCAACAAAGCCCCCAAAUGAGCACAUGUGCCCUCCACAGGAAGCAAAACCUGUAUUUAAGAAAAAAUCUGAUGAGAGAAGAACAUUCAAUGAACAAAAGUUUAACAGCAGAAGGGUGGAUGGUGCCGUGCCAUCCAAGAUGAGAUCACCUCGAGGUGAACAUCACCUAUCUGCCCAUUCAGAGAAUAGUUUAAAACCAGAUGGUUAUCAUAAACGAACAGACAGGAAGUCCAGAAUCCUUCCAAAAAGCACGUCUUCCUCCAAACCUGAGUUUGAAUUUAGCAGGCUGGACUUUCCUCAACUGCAGAGUCCAAAAAACAAUAAUGUACCAGAGAUCCAGAAGCAGCCGAGGUGGGGGCCUCGCCACUCUGCUGACAGUGAAGUUUCUGUCUUAGAAGUAGGCAAGCCAGUUGCAGCGACUGUGGAGGGAGAAGAGGUGAAGACAAGUAACCCACACGAAGCCAUAGCUGAUAAUGCUGCUUCAGGGUUCCCUUCAUGUACAGGAGAGUUAUCUUGGACACCAAUGGGCUAUAUUGUUCGGCAGACGGUGUCUUCAGAAUCUUCAGCAGUGUCUGGAAACAUUAGUUCCACGAUAAGCCUAAAGACAGCUGCUUUAUCAGCAGAUGCUAAAGAUGUUACUAUGACAUCUUCUGAGGCUUUAUCUUCAGAUCCUUCCUACAACAAAGAGAAACAUGUUCAUCCUACUACAAAGGCCAAAACAUCACAAAGUGGUGAACUUGAACAAAAUGAAACCUCAAGAAAGAAUAAGAAAAAGAAAGAAAAGUCUAAAUCAAAAUAUGAAGUUCUGACAGUUCAGGAGCCACCAAGGAUUGAAGAUGCCGAGGAGUUCCCCAACCUGUCAGCUGCAUCUGAAAGAAGACACAGAGCAGAAUCACUGAAACUGCAAAGUCAACAGCAGACACAGAAUGAUUUUAAAACUAAUGGAAAGAAGAGCCAGAUUCCAGUGCAGCUGGACCUGGGAGGCAUGCUGGCUGCACUGGAGAAGCAGCAAUAUGCUUUACAUGCCAAACCUUCCUCCAGACCCAUUGUGUUCUCAGUUGGAGCAGUGCCAGUCCUUUCCAAAGACGCCUUCUCAGGCGAGAAGGGGCGCCGCUCCAAUCAGGUGAAGACCCCACACAACCCCUUGGACUCCAGUGCCCCCCUGAUGAAGAAGGGGAAGCAGAGGGAGAUUCCUAAGGCCAAGAAGCCCACCUCACUGAAGAAGAUUAUUUUAAAAGAACGGCAAGAGAGAAUGCAGCAGAGACUCCAAGAAAAUGCCGCAAGCCUGGCUGUGGGCAGCAAUGAUGCUCAGGAUGCAGAGGAUGGUGCUGAUGACCAGACCCCUGACCAGGUCCACCUGAAAGGUCCAGAGAGGACAGAAGAACCAUUGUCCCCCAUACUUGUGGUUGAGGAAGAGUCCGAAGAGCCACUUGGCACAGAACUCCAGAGGGACCCAGAGGCCUGCCAGCCUGCCCCCAACCAUGCCGCCUUUCCCAAGAUCCACAGCCGGAGGUUCCGGGACUACUGCAGCCAGAUGCUCAGUAAAGAAGUGGACGCUUGUGUCACGGGUCUGCUCAAGGAACUGGUACGCUUCCAAGACCGGAUGUACCAGAAGGAUCCAGUCAAGGCUAAGACCAAACGCCGGCUGGUGCUGGGACUGAGGGAAGUUCUUAAACACCUGAAGCUCAGGAAGCUGAAGUGCAUCAUCAUCUCCCCCAACUGUGAGAAGACACAGUCCAAAGGUGGACUGGACGACACGCUGCAUACCAUCAUCGAUUGUGCCUGUGAGCAGAACAUUCCCUUUGUGUUUGCACUCAACCGCAAGGCUCUGGGCCGUAGUCUGAACAAAGCAGUACCUGUCAGCGUUGUGGGGAUCUUCAGCUACGAUGGGGCCCAGGACCAGUUCCACAAGAUGGUUGAGCUGACCAUGGCAGCCCGACAGGCAUACAAGACCAUGUUGGAGAAGGUGCGGCAGGAGUUGGCAGGCGAGCCUAGGCCUCAGACCCCUCCCAGCCCUCCCACACAGGGCCUCAGGUGCUCUGCCCAGGACAGUUCCCCAACCUGCACUGGAAAAGAGCCACACUACAUUGAGAUUUGGAGAAAGCAUCUGGAAGCGUACAGUCAAUGCACUCUGGAGCUGGAAGACUCACUGGAGGCUUCGACCUCUCAGAUGAUGAACUUGAAUUUAUAAGAAGAGAGUUCUUGCCUAUGUGUCUGUUGGGUAAGGGAGCAGGAGGCAGGAAAAAGACUUCCUUCUCCAUUCUUUACUGAUUUAAUGUAUUUUUUUUUUUUUUUUUUUUUUUUUUUUUGUGGCUGCUGAGUUGAAAACUCACUGGCCUGAAGGCAAAGGAAGCAGUGGGUGCAGCAAUGUGAAUCCAUCAGAUGGACACUCGGGAAAGGAGCUAAGAGCCUGAGAGUUCAGCUUGAGUUCUCUCUGCUCACUGUGGAUCUGGAAAUACUGGAGAACCUGCUCCUGGGUACUUUGGCUGCUAAGGAAGCACUUCAUUGCAGUGCAGCUGAGCCAUGCCAUGCCAGAGGGUUUGCAGAGCAGGGUUGGGCUCCUGGAGGGAGGUGGGAAGGGCACUUUCUCAGGGGACUGAGCUCUGCCACUUUGUGCUACCGAUGGUUUGCUAAUGAGCCUAAGAAGGAAUUCGUUCCGGACUUGUGACUUUUUGGCAUAAGUUUCUCCUUUUAGUUUUUAUUUUCCAAAGAAGCAAUAUAUAUUGAAAUUCGUAAAUUUCAGUUUGAUAAUCUACAAAUCUUUUUUAAUGAACAUUAAAUUAUGAAUGUGGUUUCUGUCUUAGAUGACAGUCUACUUUCAUACUUUCCCUGCAAGUAAGAGGGCUUAUUUAUUUUGAAUAAAGAGUGAUUAUUUAAUUUUA
Messenger RNA from Nannospalax galili (Upper Galilee mountains blind mole rat), 3356 nucleotides. RefSeq names its product SECIS binding protein 2 (gene Secisbp2). Gene Ontology annotation, cellular component: ribonucleoprotein complex. Gene Ontology annotation, biological process: selenocysteine incorporation. Lineage: Eukaryota; Metazoa; Chordata; Mammalia; Rodentia; Spalacidae. Bases 104 to 2665 code for a protein of 853 amino acids. The record is from RefSeq and is a predicted model, not a curated record. The transcript has 17 exons. Gene Ontology annotation, molecular function: mRNA 3'-UTR binding; ribonucleoprotein complex binding; selenocysteine insertion sequence binding.